AUGUUAGAUAAAAAUUAAAAAUCAAGUGAAAUAGAUAUAGACGUUGAUAAUAUUAUAGAAAAGCUUUUAAUAUGCAGGGAAUAUAAGCCUGGUAAAUAAGCUAAUAUAACAGAGUAAGAAAUUAGAGGAUUAUGUAUUAAAUCAAGGGAAAUAUUUAAUUCAUAGCCUAUUUUACUUGAACUUGAAGCACCUUUAAAGAUUUGUGGUGAUAUUCAUGGAUAAUAUUAUGAUUUACUCAGACUUUUCUAAUAUGGACAAUAUCCUCCUGAAACAAACUAUUUAUUUUUGGGUGACUAUGUUGAUAGAGGAAAAUAAAGUUUAGAAACAAUUGCAUUAUUACUUGCAUAUAAAAUAAAAUACCCUGAAAAUUUUUUUUUAUUAAGAGGAAAUCAUGAAUGUGCUUCAAUUAAUAGAAUAUAUGGAUUUUAUGAUGAAUGUAAAAGAAGAUAUAAUAUAAAACUAUGGAAAACAUUCACAGAUUGCUUUAAUUGUUUACCAGUAGCAGCUGUAAUAGACGAUAAAAUAUUUUGCAUGCACGGCGGUUUGUCUCCUGAAUUAACAAAUCUUGAGUAAAUUCGUAGAAUAAUAAGACCUACUGAUGUACCUGAUACAGGUUUAUUAUGUGAUUUAUUAUGGAGUGAUCCUGAUAAAGAUGUAUAGGGAUGGGCUGAAAACGAAAGAGGUGUUUCAUAUGUAUUUAGUCCUGAAAUAGUGUCUGUUUUUCUAAAAAAACAUGAACUUGAUUUGAUUUGUAGAGCACAUUAGGUUGUAGAAGAUGGAUAUGAAUUUUUUGCAAAAAGAUAACUAGUAACAUUAUUUUCGGCACCGAAUUAUUGCGGAGAAUUCGAUAAUGCGGGUGCUAUGAUGACUGUGGAUGAAUAAUUAAUGUGCUCUUUUUAAAUUUUAAAACCGGCGGAUGCUAAGAUGUAAAACGAGGCUAUGGGAUAAAAUAAAUUUAAGUGAGAAAAGAAUUUGUAUAUAAAAAGAUUUUUUUUUAUUUGUGUUUUUUUUUUAUGUUUUUUUUUUUAUAAAAUAGAAAUUAAGAAAAUUUA
Molecule: messenger RNA, 1052 nt
Organism: Ichthyophthirius multifiliis
Lineage: Eukaryota; Ciliophora; Oligohymenophorea; Hymenostomatida
Product: serine threonine protein, putative
Exons: 7
Cellular component (GO): cytoplasm; nucleus
Molecular function (GO): protein serine/threonine phosphatase activity
Source: RefSeq, a predicted model, not a curated record